Musa acuminata AAA Group (dessert banana) is the source of this 3081-nucleotide messenger RNA. RefSeq names its product disease resistance protein RGA2-like. Gene Ontology annotation, molecular function: protein binding. The transcript has a single exon. The coding region runs from base 1 to 3081 and encodes 1026 amino acids. Lineage: Eukaryota; Viridiplantae; Streptophyta; Magnoliopsida; Zingiberales; Musaceae. The record is from RefSeq and is a predicted model, not a curated record.
AUGGCGCAGGGGCGACUGCUAGGCAUGCCAAACCACAUGGAGAUGAUUCGAGACCGCCUGUGGGCUAUCAAUGGCACGAUCAAGGACGCCGAGCAUCGAGCGUUGAAGGAACCGGAGUUGGAGGAGUGGGUGACCGACGUCGGUGCAGCCAUUGUGGACGUCGACGAUCUGCUCGGUAGGAUCCUUGACUGGCACCCAAGAGGAGGAGCGGCUGCAGCAUCGAAUCGCUCGUCACACUCCAUCUGCAGCAUCCGAGAGGCCUCUCGCCAAGCCAUUCUAUUGGAGCUCAAGGAGAUGGUAGGCAGGCUGAACUAUCUGGUGAGGAGGGGGUCUGUGUUGGGCCUCUGGAAGGAGAUACUGGAGUCUGUGGAUCCACGACAAGAAGAAGAGUACUCCACCGUCCUAAGAGAAGAGGUGGUGGGACGGAACGAGGAUGUAGAAAAAAUCAUCGACAUUUUGCAGCAGCAACAACAGUCUGGCGAUGGUGUCGAAUGGCUGCUCAUAGAUGGCGAAGAUGGAAGGACGACCCUUGCUCGGUUGAUUUACCACCACCCCUGGGUGCGGGAGCAAUUCCAGCAUCGAAUCUGGGUGGAUGUCUCAAAAGUUGCUUAUUUGGAUCCUACGAUGAUCAUGAGAGAAUUCACGAGUUCAAUAACCGGGGAGCCAUGCGAGGACAUCUGGCUAUUCUUCGACGGAAUCCAUGGAAGCAAAUACUUGCUCGUUCUGGAUGAUCUCAACAUCGGGGAGGAGGACAGAGAUAAGUGGUCCCAAUUGGAGAGCUUUCUAUUGCUCGUCGGCGCCCCGGGGAGUACCGUGGUGGUCGUUCCUUUCUUCAACUCGCGUUUAAUUGAGAGUGUAUUGGGGUCCACGCGUUUAAUUGAGAGUAUAAUAUUGGGGUCCACCGACUUGGUUUUUACUCAGUAUAAAUGGGGGUCCUCUUCUGUCCGAAAGUACGAGUUGGGGAGCCUAUCGAAGGAUGAUUGGGUAAAAUUGUGCAUGAGACAAGCACUCAUCCGGCCCGAUCAACACGAGCAAGCAAACGCGAUAAUUCAAUUAUGUAAUAGUGACUAUUCUUCAUCAGAUGAUGGGUCUCCCGUGUUCGCCAAGGUUUUUGGGUCUCCCAUGUUCGCCAAGGUUUUUGGCACCGCAUUCAGAUAUGCUGAAAUGAAUCGAUGGCAACAACGAAUCGAUGAACAUGGACACGAUUAUGUCUUCAAUCAGGUUAAGGAAAGGGUGAACAACCAGGUUAUGGCUUUAAUCGUGUCUCAUUGCCUGUCACGAAAAUGGACACGAUUUAUGUUGUACGGCUGGUUGAUUAGACAUGGUGGUGACAUGGUCGAUUAUAAAGACUUAUUGCACGUGUUAGCUGCUGAAGGCCUUCUGCCGUAUUCGGUCGACGAAGGGAUGACAGGGGAAAAUGCGCAGCUCAGAGUCUCUAAUGAGACCUAUUCUUCGAUAACUAUCACAAAAUAUUGCUAUACGUUGAGUGCGGUUGAUUCAAAUUCAACAAUCCCACGACAAUGUCUCCAUUUACGUAUCUUGGUCGAUUCCAAUACGAUAGUUUUUCCAAAUGCCUUCUUCGACGGGGUAAAUAUGUUGAGAAGUUUGGUAUUACAACCUGAGCAGAUGGAUCACCAACAUAAAUAUCAAAUCUUAGAUAUCCCAAAAGGUAUGUUUAACAAUCUUAUACAUGUACGAAUUUUAUAUUUACGAGCUAUCAGAGUCCAACAGCUACCUGAUACAGUGGGCAAGUUGCUUAUUUUGAGAUAUCUCAACCUUUCCCAAUCCGAGAUCCAAGCACUUCCCGAGUCCUUGUGCAAGCUCAAAAAUUUACGAGUCUUAAAUCUAGCUCAUUGUGAAAAGCUUCGGAAGCUACCGAAACGAAUACAUAAUCUUGAGAAUUUACAUAUUUUAAAAUUAGCUUAUUGUACAAAGCUUCAGAGGUUACCUAUUUCGGUCACCGGCCUUAUAAAUCUACGAGAGUUAGAUCUGGAAAGUUGUCAAUGGCUUGUUGAAUUACCUGAGGGUUUGAGUAACUUGAAAAAACUUAUAGAUCUCAACGUAUAUAGAUGUCCAUUGAAUCAAAUGUCACGUGAAAUAAGUCAAAUGAGUAACCUCAUGAAGUUGUAUGGAUAUAUCAAAAUUAGUGAUAUUGGAAAUGUCUUCUCGGAGUUACAAUCAUUGAUGAAUCUAAAAGAACUAGUGCUACAAAAUCUCGAACAAGUGUCAAAUUCAGAAGAUGCUUUAAAAUUACAUGAUGUACUUCCACGACUCAGAUAUUUGAGGUUAAAUUGGAAAUGGGACAAUACGGAUGACAUGAGAACCUCGGAAUUGGUUUCAUUGCAGGUGCUUGAAAACUUCCGACCUAAUCCAAACUUGAAAAAAUUAGAGAUUAUUUUAUAUGCUAGUGAGGAAUUUCCCGAAUGGAUAAAAAAUGGAUUUGACUGUCUUCACAAGUUGAAAUGGAUCAAACUAAUCAAUCUCAAGAAAUGUAAAAGGCUACCUUCACUUGGAGGACUACACGAUCUCAAGAUUAUCGAGAUAAGUGGUAUGGAUUUAAUCAAUGCUAUGGAUGAAGCAUUCUACGGUGAAAAUGAAAAUGGGACAUUUCCUAAUUUGGAAAAACUCAUAUUGUCCGAUAUGCCUGCACUAGAAAAAUGGUUAAAGGUGGAGCGACGAGAACGCUUGUUCCCGAGACUUGGUGAAUUGACAUUAAUCCAAUGUCCAAAAUUCAAAGCUUUAGAGGUGGAUCUGGAGGUCACAAGAUUGAGUAUUUGGUUGAACAAUAAGAUGCUGCGGACAUCUGAAUUCAAGGGUUGGCAUAACCUCCAAAGUAUAGAGCACUUGGAGAUAGUUGGAUGCCAAGAGAUGAGGCGUUUGCCACAGGACAUGGAACGGUGUGAUAGACUUCACAAGUUGAGAAUUAUCGGAUGUGACAAUUUGGACUGUUUGCCGGAGUGGCUGCAAGGAUUUGAAAGUCUGAAAUAUUUAUGUAUGUAUGGCUGCAGAGCUCUGUCAUUCAUGCCAGAGAAGCUUAAACGAUUUGUCGAAGUUAAAGGUUGUCCAAAGCUGCGACGUUAA